Messenger RNA from Spodoptera frugiperda (fall armyworm), 1515 nucleotides. RefSeq lists its product as uncharacterized. The transcript has 6 exons. Bases 1 to 1515 code for a protein of 504 amino acids. Gene Ontology annotation, molecular function: translation activator activity. Gene Ontology annotation, biological process: regulation of translational initiation. The record is from RefSeq and is a predicted model, not a curated record. NCBI's taxonomy places the organism in Eukaryota, Metazoa, Arthropoda, Insecta, Lepidoptera, Noctuidae.
AUGGGUAUUGAGCAUUUUAUUUGGAGUGAAGAGGUGGAGUCAGCCGACCCCAUGAUAAUGGAAGAACAACGGGAGACUAGGAGAGACUCCGUCAACUCCAUCGAGCCCGAGGUAAAGACUCCACAAACACCGGAGACUAAAUCCUCGGUGGACGAGGAAGACGGAGCUUUAAAGGACUUGCUCCGGGUCGAUGAACAAUAUUAUCCCUUAUUGGCCUUGUUGGAACAAUUUUCCCCUGAAGACGACGGCAUCCAAUUCAACAUAAAGUUGAAACAGUUUGAGACUACAAUGUCAUCCAUGUGUCCGGACGACUCGCGUGUGCAACAAGCAUUCGCGACGUUCCGCGCGGCGGCCCUGCGGUGCCCGGUGAUGGCGCGUAAGCUGGCCGCAGUGGGUGUUUCGUUCACUCGCCAGCAGAACAAGCCACUGCUUCGUAGAACCCUCCUUAAUGUCGUCAUGCAGGACACUUUCUCCAAACUGGACGUGCUACAGCGCUCAAAUCCGCUGUUCCUCGUCAACGCUGCGAAUCUGAUGGGGGAUUACUUCGCCAACGCUCGCCUCAGUAACGGCGACAAGCUGCACUUUCUAGCUGAGCCACUACUGCAAUACUUGCGUGCUUUACUCGCCGCCCAUGAUACACGUGCACAUCACACUCUCGCUACACAAUUAAUGCAAAACGGUCGCGAGCUACUCUCCGUAGUAGCUCAAGAGAUGGACGAGCUCUCGGUCUCGAUCCGUCUCCGUCUGCUCUCGUCCCCACCAGUCAGCACAACGUGGCUACUACUCUCCGCAGACCUUUGCCUCAACAAGUUUCUUCCCCUACCGACUACGCUGCAACAGUUUUACGCCGCUCAUCUGGUAACAACCACGGAAGAAAACAUGAGUGAAGCCAAUUUCAGACCUUGGAGGAAAAGCCCCGAGAAGAAUGAAAAGAGACCAGAUGCUGCGACGCUUGCAGAAGUCAGACAAAGUAUAUCUCAGAUUAGACUGCGUAAUAAUGAGGACACGAAACCUAAGAAACAGCUACUCUCAGUUAGCCAAGAUACAAGGACAAGUAAUAUUAACUUAAGAAAAAGGUUGGACCUUAACUCUUGGCGGCAAACAGAAGCGAUGAGAACAGAGGCUAAUGACUACCCCGAAAGAAAUGUGUCUCAGUCCCCAGAAAAGCCCGCAGAAAGAGUCGCAGACAGUACAGUUGACCAAAAUGUAUCUCAGAGUAGUCUCAAUAAUAAAGAGAAUACGAAACCUAAAUUAUCGCCAAAAUUAGGCCCUGGAGCUAGAUUAUUGAGACAUAAAGCUGUCUCAGAGGAACCAAUACCAGUCAGCCAAGACACAUGGUCAGGACCCGACUCCCGCCCGCCGCACAUAAGUGGGAGAUCGCGAAGGGGGAAGAUUAAUGCAAAGAAAGAAGGAACAACAGCCAAGGCGACCCCAAGACGCCAUGUCGCCGAAGUACCGCGCAGCGCCAAAUACUGGGGCCACGACGACCGAUGUGACAAAGAUUAUAAUAGUUAG